AUGGCCGCUUUUAAACCUUACCGGUUCAUAAUAUUCGACCAGCAAAUCAAAAACAACCAGUUCUAUAAAAGUAUUAUCACUCAACUAAACUUAUCAUUAUUGUGUAAAGAAAUAUAUUUAAAUGAGGCCUUUUCUUGUUAUCAAUAUGAAAAAUUGUUUUUAAAAAAUUUGGUAUAUUAUUCUGUUAAUAAUUUAGGGAAUGACUUUAAUGCAAGGAGAUUAAAAUGUUCAGGUCAGUCAUCAGUAGAUCCGGGUGAAAACAAAUUAGAACAAUUAAUAAACAAUGAAAAUAUAAAUGUACAUAUAAAUGAAAGUAAAAAUGUAAAUAAUAUUUACCAUAACAAAUGUAUGGAUAUUCCAUCUGAUUAUCAUAAUAGUGAUGAGAGCGAAUCUAUGAACCACUUAAAUUUGAUGGAUGACCUUGAAGAGAGACAUAAAAAUGAUCCUUUAUACAAUUUGAUGAUGAAAAAUAAAAAUACAAAAAAUAAAAAAUUAAUUACACAAAGUGAUAUAAAUAAUUUAGUGAGUUUUCAUAUAUAUGAUAAUAAAAAUAAAAACACAUUUAAAAAUAUAUUAAGUUUAAAUAAUAUAUAUAAUAUAGAUCAUAUAAAUAUUUUAUGUUUAAAUAAUUAUAAACCUAUUUUGAAUAUGUUAAAAAAUUAUAGUAUAAAUAAAAGGAUAUCAAUUUAUUAUCCUUUUUAUAUAAUUAAUGACGAUAAAAAUAAUAAAUCUCAAAAUAAUUUAUAUACAAAGGUUGCAGAUUAUUGUUAUAAUAUAGUAAGCGAUAUAUUACCACUACGUUAUAAAAACAUAAACUUAUCAGAUAUAAUAAGAGCAAUAAUUAUUAACACAGAACUAUGUCAGAGUGAGGUAAAUAAAAAAAUGGAGGUACUCAAAUUUGUUGAUAUCAUGGACAUUAUAGGAAGGAACUAG
Plasmodium adleri (nom. inval.) is the source of this 933-nucleotide messenger RNA. Its product is annotated as conserved Plasmodium protein, unknown function. Bases 1 to 933 code for a protein of 310 amino acids. The transcript has a single exon. NCBI's taxonomy places the organism in Eukaryota, Apicomplexa, Aconoidasida, Haemosporida, Plasmodiidae. The record is from RefSeq and is a predicted model, not a curated record.